AUGAAACUAAUACAAACCAUUUUUUUGUUAAUCUUAAUCUCGGCAUUAAUACUCCAACAAUCGAAAGCUCAGGAGAAUUAUUGUUCGAGAGCCAACAUAGACCAUAUACCAGGAUGUUUCAUUGCGUUGGAAGCAGCAUAUGACAAAGAUUACAGUCGGCUAACAAAGAGUUGUUGUAGAGCAGUGUUCUCACUUCCUCCUACUUGUGUCGUGCUUUUGUAUCCUGGCGUAACUUAUCCUAUUACUGCCUAUAGAUUAAUUUGUCUUUAUAAGGAUGUUCCACCAUCAAAUUUAUAA
Capsella rubella is the source of this 297-nucleotide messenger RNA. RefSeq lists its product as uncharacterized. The record is from RefSeq and is a predicted model, not a curated record. NCBI's taxonomy places the organism in Eukaryota, Viridiplantae, Streptophyta, Magnoliopsida, Brassicales, Brassicaceae. The transcript has a single exon. Bases 1 to 297 code for a protein of 98 amino acids.